GCCGUUGGUGAGUUUUUCCCAUUAUGGCGGAGGGGCCAGCCGUGCGGAUGGACUGUCUCUCCCACUCUGAUGCUUGUUUUGUGUCUUGAGGGAGGGCGUUUUAUUUCUAUUUUUUUACAUUUGCCCACAACGGCCUGGUUCCUUUUCAACUAGACUGCACUUGUGUUUAUCGGCGAAGUCAUGGCAGACCGCAGCGUGGAUUUGUCCGCCCUGCCAAAAGAGGUUAGAGACCAAUUGUCGGAGUUGGAUCUCGAGCUGUCUGAAGGUGACAUCACGCAGAAGGGCUAUGAGAAGAAGAGAGCUAAGCUGCUGGCCUCCUACAUCCCCUAUUUGCCAAAUCUGUCUCUGCCAGAUGUACAGCUUUCCCCGGGCCACAGUGCCGACCCCAGUCCGAGUCCUGAGGCCCCGGGCCCCUCCACAUCUUCAGCCUCCAGACACCACCGUGCACACCGCAGUGGAGGGGCCAGGGAUGACCGCUACAGAUCCGACAUCCACACAGAGGCUGUGCAGGCAGCACUGGCCAAACACAAAGAAGAGAAGAUGGCACUGCCCAUGCCAACCAAGAGACGCUCAGCCUUUGUCCAGUCUCCCAUAGAAACCUGCACACCUCCAGACACAUCUUCUGCAUCAGAGGAUGAGGGUUCACUGCGCAGAAAGGCAGCUCUCAGUGCAAUGCUAGCCCAGAGCCUGCAGAGCCCUGAUUACUGGAUCAACCGUUCCGUCCAAAGCUCCUCCACGUCCUCAUCUGCUUCCUCCACCCUCUCCCAUGGAGAGCCCAAGACCCAGCCCCAGCCCCAGCCCCAGCCCCAACCUGCUGUUUCCUUGUUGGCCGAUGUACUGGCUCACACACGCAUAGAAAACAGUGUCCCCCCAGAUGUGACAUCCUCCACUCCCCAGGAAACAGGGUCCAGGGUGGACCUGCCUCCGGUGGUAAGGGGCAUGAGCCGUGGACAGAGCCGCUCCAGCAUCCUGGAUACUGCCGACGGAAAAAGAAAAGGCGUUCCUGUCAACAGCAGGGUGUCCACUAAGAUCCAGCAGCUGUUGAACACACUCAAACGGCCGAAGAGACCACCACUCAGCGAAUUCUUCCUCGAUGACUCUGAGGAAAUUGUAGAAGUGCCCCAGCCGGACCCCAACACCCCAAAGCCAGAGGGACGUCAAAUCAUCCCAGUGAAGGGGGAGCCCCUUGGAGUGGUCAGUAACUGGCCUCCUGCCCUGCAGGCUGCCCUGGCACGUUGGGGGGCCACCCAGGCCAAGAGUCCUGCCCUCACUGCUCUGGACGUCACUGGCAAACCCCUCUACACACUCACAUAUGGAAAACUAUGGAGUCGCAGUCUGAAACUGGCCUAUACACUGCUGAAUAAACUGGGCACCAAGACAGAACCUGUCCUACAACCUGGAGAUCGGGUGGCACUGGUGUAUCCUAACAGCGACCCUGGCAUGUUCUGGGUGGCUUUCUAUGGCUGCCUGUUAGCUGAGGUCAUCCCUGUGCCCAUUGAGGUACCACUGUCACGACAGGAUGCAGGCAGCCUGCAGAUUGGCUUCCUAUUGGGUAGCUGUGGUGUUAGUCUGGCGUUGACCAGUGAGUUGUGUCUCAAAGGACUGCCAAAGACACCAAGCGGAGAAAUCAUCCAGUUCAAAGGAUGGCCAAGGAUGAAAUGGGUAGUGACAGACACCAAGUAUCUGACCAAACCAUCCAAAGACUGGCAGCCUCACAUCCCCACUGCUAACACAGACACCGCCUACAUAGAGUACAAAGCAAGUAAAGAGGGGACAGUGAUGGGAGUUGCUGUGUCCAAGACCUCCAUGCUGACCCACUGUCAAGCCCUGACGCAGGCCUGUAACUACUGUGAAGGUGAGACAUUGGUCAAUGUGUUAGAUUGCAAGAAGGAUAUGGGCAUGUGGCAUGGCGUCUUAACGAGUGUCAUGAACAGAAUCCACACCAUCACAGUGCCAUAUGCUGUCAUGAAAGCAUGUCCCAUGUCCUGGGUGCAAAGGGUCCACAUUCACAAAGCACGCGUGGCCUUAGUGAAGUGCCGUGACCUCCACUGGGCCAUGAUGGCCCACAAGGACCAGCGGGACACCAACCUGUCCUCCAUACGUAUGCUUAUUGUGGCUGAUGGAGCAAACCCAUGGUCUGUGUCGUCGUGUGAUGCCUUCCUGAAUGUGUUUCAGUCUCAUGGUCUGAAGCCUGAGGUGAUCUGUCCAUGUGCCACCUCUCCUGAGGCUCUGACUGUGGCCAUACGCAGGCCUGGUGCACGAGGAGCUCCUCUACCAGCCAGGGCCAUCCUGUCCAUGGGCGGGCUGAGCCACGGGGUGAUCAGGGUGAACACAGAAGACAAGAACUCUGCUCUCACUGUUCAGGAUGUGGGCCACAUCAUGCCUGGAGCUCUGAUGUGCAUUGUGAAACCGGAUGGGCCUCCUCAGUUGUGCAAGACCGAUGAAAUAGGAGAGAUUGUGAUCAACUCUCGGGCUGGAGGCACCAUGUACUACGGCCUGCCUGGUGUCACCAAGAACACAUUCGAGGUGAUUCCCGUCAACCAAGCUGGAGCACCCAUAGGAGAAAUUCCCUUCAGUCGGACUGGUCUGCUUGGAUUUGUAGGACCGGGCAGUCUGGUGUUUGUUGUGGGGAAGAUCGAGGGGCUGCUGAUGGUGAGCGGGCGACGCCACAACGCCGACGACCUGGUGGCCACCGCGCUGGCAGUGGAGCCUGUCAAAACAGUUUACAGGGGAAGGAUCGCUGUGUUCUCAGUGACGGUGUUUUAUGAUGAGAGGAUAGUAAUUGUGGCAGAGCAGAGGCCUGACGCCAGUGAGGAAGACAGCUUCCAGUGGAUGAGUCGAGUACUGCAGGCCAUUGACAGCAUCCACCAGGUCGGCCUGUACUGCCUCGCGCUCGUCCCGGCCAACACCCUCCCAAAGACGCCCCUUGGAGGCAUCCACAUCUGUGAAACCAAGCAGAACUUUCUGGAGGGAAACCUGCACCCCUGUAAUAUCCUCCUGUGCCCGCACACCUGUGUUACCAACAUGCCCAAGCCACGUCAGAAACAGCCAGUGGAUGUCGGCCCUGCUUCUAUGCUGGUUGGCAAUUUGGUGGCAGGGAAGCGGAUCGCCCAGGCUACAGGCAGAGAGCUAGGUAUGGUGGAGGACCAGGAUCUGAUCCGAAAGCACCAGUUUUUGUCUGAAGCUCUGCAAUGGAGAGCUCAAACCGACCCAGACCACGUCCUAUAUGUGCUGCUCAAUGCCAAGGGGGUGGCAGUGUGCACAGCCACUUGUGCUCAGCUGCACAAGAGAGCAGAGAAAAUCACAGCUACCCUUAUGGAGAGAGGAGGCCUCAACACAGGAGACAAUGUGGUGCUGCUUUAUCCCCCAGGUAUUGACCUGAUAGCUGCCUUCUAUGGCUGUCUUUAUGCGGGCGUCAUCCCUGUGACAGUGAGGCCACCCCAUCCACAGAACCUGGCUGCUACUCUCCCCACUGUCCGCAUGAUCAUCGAUGUGAGCAAAGCAGCCUGCAUCCUUACCACUCAGGCUCUCAUGAGGAUCCUCCGGUCCAGGGAGGCUGCUGCCAGUGUCAACAUCAAGACGUGGCCCACUAUCAUUGAUACAGAUGAUCUUCCCAGAAAGCGGCCUCCGCACAUUUAUAAACCCCCUACAGCUGAGAUGCUGGCCUAUCUGGACUUCAGUGUGUCCACCACAGGCAUGCUGACUGGAGUCAAGAUGUCCCAUGCUGCAGUCAGCACUCUGUGCCGCUCCAUUAAGCUGCAGUGUGAGCUCUACUCAUCACGCCAAAUAGCCAUCUGCCUGGACCCGUACUGUGGUCUGGGCUUCGUCCUGUGGUGCCUCUCCAGUGUUUACUCAGGUCACCAGUCCAUCCUUAUCCCUCCCCUGGAGCUGGAGAGCUCGCUGCCUCUGUGGCUGAGCACGCUCAGUCAGUACAAGAUCAGAGACACCUUCUGCUCCUACUCUGUCAUGGAGCUCUGCACCAAAGGCCUGGGCACCCAGACAGAGAUGCUGAAGGCACGGGGUCUGAAUCUGUCGUGCGUGCGGAGCUGUGUGGUGAUAGCAGAGGAGCGUCCUCGCCUCGCUCUCACGCAGUCCUUCUCCAAGCUCUUCAAAGAUCUUGGCCUGUCGCCGCGCGCCGUCAGCACCGCCUUCGGCUCCAGGGUCAACCUGGCCAUUUGCCUGCAGGGCACUGCUGGACCAGACCCCUCCACGGUCUACGUUGACAUGAAGUCUCUGCGCCACGACAGGGUGAGGCUGGUAGAACGAGGAGCGCCACAGAGUAUUCCACUCAUGGAGUCUGGCACUAUCCUACCAGGAGUGAGGGUCAUCAUAGUCAACCCGGAGACCAGAGGCCCACUGGGAGAUUCACAUCUUGGGGAGAUCUGGGUGAACAGCCCUCACAGUGCCAGUGGCUACUACACCAUCUAUGGGGAGGAGAGUCUGCAGGCGGAUCAUUUCAACACAAGACUCAGCUUUGGGGAGCCCCACACUCUUUGGGCCAGGACGGGCUACCUGGGCUUCAUCAAGAGGACUGAGCUCCUGGACGCAAGCGGAGAUCGUCAUGAUGCCUUGUUUGUGGUGGGCUCUCUUGAUGAAACGCUGGAGUUGAGGGGGCUGCGCUAUCACCCCAUAGACAUCGAGACGUCUGUGUCCCGAGCCCACCGCUGCAUUGCGGAAAGUGCUGUGUUUACAUGGACCAACCUGCUGGUGGUGGUGGCGGAGCUGAGCGGCUCGGAGCAGGAGGCCUUGGACCUGGUGCCCCUCGUCACUAACGUGGUUCUGGAGGAGCACCACCUCAUCGUCGGGGUGGUGGUCAUCGUGGACCCCGGGGUGAUCCCCAUCAACUCCAGAGGAGAGAAGCAGAGGAUGCACCUGCGAGACUCCUUCCUGGCAGACCAACUGGACCCCAUCUACGUGGCCUACAACAUGUGAUUCACCAACUGAUGAGAGUGCAGAAAACUGAGCCAGGCUCUGGGAACAGACGUGAGGGAGACGGACUUGGGGCGUGCGUUCAGUAGCAUCCCCGAUGUUUAAGCUCAGAUACACGUUCAGAACACCAAACAAUGUGAGAAAGCAAGUAUUGUAACAAGAGCGCGCUUCCCUCUCAGAAACCGUUUCUUCUUUGCUUCCACCUGCUGCAGUCCAGGUUCACUGAGAUCUACUGAGUGGGACGGAUAUUUUCUCUCGUCUUGAUAGUAGAUCCACCUGUCAAAUGGAGGAAAUAUGAUGUUGAUCAUCUCCAUGCAUCCCACUUCUCCUUCAUAGCUCAGUUCAUGUUUUUAAAGACAUUUUUCUUCCAUUCCUUGGUUGUUAUCCUGAACCACUCAUCCUCGUGUGCUUCUUUUUUUUUUUUAAACCCCAUCUUCUUUCUUGAAGGCAGGAUGGCGCACUAGAACUGCUGAGAGGAGCUUGAACUUUCACCCUCUUGCACUUUUAGUCCUUGCACCUCUGAGGCGCUUCCUGCCUACCCUGCCUCAAGGGGGACACCCCCCAUGUUUGCUGCUUUCAUGAGAGCAAAUCCACAUCAGUAUUCAAAAGUGCUACCAGCGAGUACAGAUUACCUUCUUCUACCAGGCGCACCUCGGCUCUCCCCCUCCCAUCACAUACUGGAUUUGCCUGCAGACAUGCUUUCGGCAUUCAUGCGUUACAAAAUGUCCUAAAAAACUAUUGUUGGUGUGGGGAAUGAAAGACUUUGCUUCUUAAACAUAAAAACCUGGAUAUUAAAGGCGAUCAUUGACGGGAGGAAAACGCAGAUACAUUUUCCGGUGCAAGUUGGUACGUUAGUUAGUCCUUAUGUUUGUGAAGUACUAAUACAUUUUUUCCAAAAGCACAGAUUUUCUGAAGAAGAGUUUAAGGGAUUACUGGUGUUUAGGUGUGCAUGCUAAUUUGGAAUACAAUCAAUAUCAACAUGCAGGCAAAAAAAAAAUAAAAAAUAAAGGAUAAUUUACCAGUUUCAUGGCUUGAACUGAAGCGAGCCGCUAGCUUUCGGUCUGCCUGUAGUAUCCCACGUUAAAGCAAAGCGCGUCUUUCACUUAAUGUUAGCGUUCCAGUCGGUUAGAUAAACAUAGAUCAUCAGAAGGCAAGUCAGUGACUUAUUGCACCAUGAUGACGUUUAUGAUUAUGGACUGUUGAAUUUCUUAAAAGAUAUCAAGAACCAGGACAUAACUUUGCCUUACUAAACCUUUGGAACGUCAGUUAUGUUCUAUCCCUCAUUUCUAGCUGUACUAUUAGUGUAUGUAAAGGACUAUUCCACUUUUUUUUCAUACGUGGAAUCAGAAGCCAGUUUAUAACUCAAUAGACACUCGUAUAUAAUUUUUUAGAAGAGGGGGUGGGGGGGGGGGGUGUGUCUCAUUCUUUUUGCGAAGACGUUUGCAGUCAUGCCUUUCUCAUUUCAUCAUUAACAUUUAAACCAAUUCUUUCUGAAUGUCUGUAACACUGAAAACAUUUUUUUUUUUAAUUUUAAUUAGGAAUAAACAACACUCCAUAAGCAACCCGUGAUUUAAAAAUGGCAGAAUCCUCCUUUAUAAAAA
Molecule: messenger RNA, 6530 nt
Organism: Perca flavescens (yellow perch)
Lineage: Eukaryota; Metazoa; Chordata; Actinopteri; Perciformes; Percidae
Gene: dip2ba
Product: disco-interacting protein 2 homolog Ba
Exons: 39
Coding region: 181-4932 (1583 amino acids)
Source: RefSeq, a predicted model, not a curated record